Cyanidioschyzon merolae strain 10D is the source of this 1290-nucleotide messenger RNA. RefSeq lists its product with no specific name. Bases 1 to 1290 code for a protein of 429 amino acids. The record is from RefSeq and is a predicted model, not a curated record. The transcript has a single exon. Gene Ontology annotation, molecular function: 3-dehydrosphinganine reductase activity. Gene Ontology annotation, cellular component: endoplasmic reticulum membrane. Lineage: Eukaryota; Rhodophyta; Bangiophyceae; Cyanidiales; Cyanidiaceae. Gene Ontology annotation, biological process: sphingolipid biosynthetic process.
AUGGGAAGCUUGCCAAAGCUCACUUUUCUAGAACGUACGCCGUCUUGGCUCGACGCACCGCCUCUCCGAGCAGCACGGGAACUGCUCACCGAAGCGCAACGACGAGCGGGGAACGCUCUCUGUUUACUGCUUGCGUUUGUGGUUGCAUCUUUCCUGAUGGCCCUGAUUCAGGGACUCUUCCACCGCUUCCGAAUAUUUCAAUCAAGUCGCGCUGACCGCGACGGCCUUCGGAGCAAGCCUCAGAAGAGGAAACGCUGGGACUGUUCGCAACCGAUUCGGUGGGAGAACCUGCGGGUACUGAUCACGGGCGGGACGAGCGGCAUUGGUUUCGAGAUAGCGCGCAUGCUCUGUGAGGCUAGUGUCUCACCAGGGCCGCCGCGACACCUCACUAUCGUAGGAAGGGACGCGUCGCGACUGGAAACUGCCAAGCAGGUGCUGCUCUCGAGCCGCCCCAAGGCAGCUCAAGGCAGCGAUUCGGGACACCAACCGGUGAUUGAAACAAUACAAGCAGACGUCUCAACUCCAGGGGGUGUUGCCCGUGUCUUUGGGAACAAACGCGAGACUUAUGACGUUGUUAUCUGCUGUGCUGGCGGUGCACUACCGGGUUAUUUCGAAGAGUUCACAGUGGAAGAGUUUAGGGCGCAAAUGGAGUGCAACUAUAUGUCUGCAGCUCUGGUCGCUCAGGCUGCCUUUCGUGAAUGGAAACGCGAGGUUCUUGAGGCAAUCGUCGCGGAGCAUACGCACAGACGCGGUGAUGUUCGAAUACGGGUGCCGUACUGCUCGGAAAGACCGCGACACAUCGUGUUCUUCUCGUCGAUGGCAGCGUUCGCAGCGAUUUUCGGAUACAGCGCCUACGCACCAGCAAAGUAUGCCUUGCGCGGUCUCGCAGAAACGCUGGUAUAUGAGGGGAGGCCCUACGGUAUUGGUGUUUCGGUGGUAUUUCCGCCGGAUACCUUGACACGCGGCUUUGACGUGGAAAAUCGACGCAAGCCGCCUGCCACCAGAGCGUGCACGGAAAUGUCCGCUGGCGCUGCUCUGCCAGCUGAUGAGGUCGCCAGAGUGACACUGCGAGGCAUCACCAAACGAAAAUUCUGGAUCACUUUCGGUCUUGAUGGGUACUUGAUGGGUGCACUGAACGCAGGUUUCGCUCCAGGCAACUUUGGGGUGCUAUCGAUCGCGCUUCUCCCGAUCUUGCGCUGUGUCGUUGCCUAUUAUGUCGUUAGAUUCCAUCGCUUGAUUGCUCGAGACACUGAGCGACGAUUACGGGACGAGAUUCGCCAGUCUAUUUAA